UCAUGAAACUAGACGCCGGGGCUGAUUAAUAAAACAUCCCCUAUUCGGUACUGGCUGAUCACCGGAGCUCUUUCAGCUGUAUAAGUGGUGAAAGGCGACAUAAUCUUCCCACAUUAAAAUCUGGACUGAGAUUGAGACACAUGCGGAGGACCUAGAGAGACAUUCAGCCGGAGAACAACAUAAGUUUCAAGGAAGCAGCAUGAUAAACCCCCAGCAGCACGACCCCCCUCCGGUUUUUGGGAAGCCCUGGUACUGGCAGCGCAGCAGUAGCACCAUGGAGAGCACCCGCAGCCUGGCGCAGGUCAUCAUGGAGAUGCGCGACGAAAUCAAGAAACUGGAAGCAGAAAACCGAGAGCUGCGGGGGGACUGCGGUCAGCAUUCAGUGACGGCAGGAGAAGGCGCGGCUGGAACUGAGCAAGCGGGAAUACUGGAAAACCCCUAUGGGAGCUUGAGACGGAUUGUGUCUGCGCCAGUCCUGGAGGGACAGUAUAAAGGAAAUGCUGCCAUGACUGUACGAAGGUACUCCGCAAGCUCCAACCUCUCUGGGUUGACAGUAAGAGAGGGAAGAAUCAGCAAGAACAGGCAAAGUAACUCCGGAUGGGACAGACUACAUGAAGAAAUCCAGCAUGAGAAUAAUGUGCUUGGAGGAGCAGAGAAAGCCAACAACCGGCAUUCUUUGCAGGAAUACGUCCAUAAAAACAGGGCCAAGGUAAAAACAGUAACCUUCCUCCUACCUGUUGAGGAUAUUUACACCAGCCGGCCUGUUCUGACCAAACACCAAGAGGAGUCCAAAAUCACCGGUCUGGCUUCUAUAGCCGAGACUGAUUCUUGAGAGAACCUUAAAAGACUUUGGAUGCAGCCUCUGUGCAGCCUCAUCUGAGUUUUUUCCUUCCUUAACUAGGUCACUUUAGAUUUGGCUCUUAAUGAAUAAGCCAGGAGACCGAUUUUUAUCACACCUGACCAAGAAACUGGAGUCUCUGAUUACAGGUGUUAUUUUCAUUUGGCCAUGGCAAUCUAUGCCUGGUCAACAGUGAUGAGACACGGGCCCCUCUGCAGAGAGGAUCAGGUGUCUGGACUGCUCUCCCGGCCUGGGCUGUGGUUUCAGGGUGACACAUGUGGCAGCCUUUUCAGACUCCGCUGUGGUCACAGACUCAGGCCAUGUGAGCGACGUCACAUUCAUUAUUUAUUCAUCUCCUUUUCUCUUUGAAAGGUAAACUGAAAUGCAUAACCACGACGCCAAGUCAAGCUGUGACCCCUAUGUUUCAGUGUUUCUGAAGAUCUGCUUUGUAGCCCAUCUAAAAUAAUGGAAUUUAUAAGUAUCACUAACAAAUGUGUCCAUAUAUAGGAAGCUUAUGUAGUAAUAACCAACAUGUCUCAUCCACACUUUUUCCUGUUUAAAGUCUAAGCAUAACACAUGAAAUGUAAGUUUUUACUUACUGAUGAGCAGCCAUGUGUUAAUUUGUAAUUCUAAAAAAUAUUGUGCAGUUAACGUGCAUAAACAAGGUCCUUAGAUUUAUGCCCCUUUAUGCUCCUAAUGUCUUCCACACAGCACCGAGAUAAGCAUUGUCGAAUGUAUUCAGAUUUUUAUGGAAUGUGCUGAAUCCUAAUUUAAAGAAAAAGAAACUUAUUUAUACCAGGUACAAAAACAAUACAAGCAAUCCACUUUCUUGUAUGGAGGUCAUGGUGUUGCACCUGUUAAAGCCCAGUUUACAGCUGGUCCUACUGGAGUGAGCAACUGGAGCAACCUCAGGUAUACUGUGCCUUGAAAAAGCUAAUUCCCUAAAUUACAUUAUUUGUGGUUGUAAUGUCACAAAACGUGAAAACAAGGACUGUUUAAAAGAAAGUGUCACAAUGCUUCUAUAGUUGUAUUCCAAGCGUAAAAAGUUAAAAUGAUUAAAAAGCAAGCGUGUCUUUUAAUAGUGUUGUUGUUAAGCUUUACUUUUGUUUGGUAAGACAUCGUGGACUUCGUUUUCAGCUCUAAUUGUGAUAGUGUUUUGCUAGAGUGAAGUAAUUUGUGAAUUUAAAUGAAAAAAAUCUGAAAUAUUUUUAGGACAUACAUGGGCACAGAUAAUAGAAAUAUUUAUUUUUUUAUUUAUUUGGGUUUUGCCAUUUUAAGAAUAGAUUUUAAUGUAGUUAGUAGUAUACAGGAAGCUUGUUCAAAUGUAAUGAUGUGGUGAUACAGGUCAGGGCUUU
Molecule: messenger RNA, 2193 nt
Organism: Girardinichthys multiradiatus
Lineage: Eukaryota; Metazoa; Chordata; Actinopteri; Cyprinodontiformes; Goodeidae
Exons: 3
Coding region: 200-832 (210 amino acids)
Source: RefSeq, a predicted model, not a curated record